ACUUACCCAUUCCAUUCAUGCCUCACGAGGGACCCAGCUCCCAAGUCAAAGUUCUGGCGCACCCCAGGGAAGAGAUUAUGAAGCGGCCAUGAAGCAAGAAGUCGAAAGACUACGAAAACUUCACCCCACAGUCGAUGACAUCCCCAGCUGCAUGAAGCUCCUUGAGACUUUCACUCAUUGCAACAUGCUCAACUCUCAGAUAAGAGCCCUAUACAGAUUCGGGGAGAUGAACGAUUGUAAACAGAAAUGGGAAGACGUCAAAUUCUGUUGGACUUUGAAGGCACAGACACCGGAGGAAAGAAGGGAGUCAUGGAUACAGCAUCGUGCCGAAUGGUGGGCAUCUAGAAGGGUUGGUAGAAGUAGUGAGGACAUUUGGGAAAUACGAACAGAACCCCUUCAGAGGUCAAACUAAUCAAAUACACUUUUCAUCGUUUCCGUAACGGUUUUAAUUUCCAACGUGGUCUGUCGUUAGAUCAU
This is a messenger RNA of Cantharellus anzutake, 477 nucleotides long. RefSeq lists its product as uncharacterized. Bases 89 to 412 code for a protein of 107 amino acids. Lineage: Eukaryota; Fungi; Basidiomycota; Agaricomycetes; Cantharellales; Hydnaceae. The record is from RefSeq and is a predicted model, not a curated record. The transcript has 3 exons.